Molecule: messenger RNA, 558 nt
Organism: Ixodes scapularis (black-legged tick)
Lineage: Eukaryota; Metazoa; Arthropoda; Arachnida; Ixodida; Ixodidae
Source: RefSeq, a predicted model, not a curated record
AUGGCAGAUGACUCGAAAGAUAUCUGUUUUUUCGCUGCUGGUAGUUUUCUUUUUCUUUCUUUCGCUAAUGACAAGACUCUUUCCUUAAGAAGUGAAAUCGAAAUUGUUUUCAAGAACCAACCAAAAGUGCCACUUUCUUUCUUUCACCUAAAUGUGCAAUCAAUAUGCAAUACAUUUGAUGACUUAAACAUAUUUUUGGACGGUUUUAAUUUUCUGUUUGAUGUUAUUAUGCUCAGUGAAAGACGGUAUAAAAAAACAGAAGUAGAUAGGCUUGAGAAUUAUUAAUUAAUAUGUAAUGCAAAAAGAACCAAUAAAGUAGGAGGCGGAGUAUGUAUACAUGUAAAAAGGGGUCUUGAGUGCACACUUGAAAGGGACUUUACAGCUAUUACAAGCUAUUAUGAAAUACUAACUUUACAACAUGCAAAAACUGUUUUUUCUGUUGUCUAUCGCCUGCCAAGUGGUAAUAUCUCCUCCUUUCUUGAGUUUCUCGACGUGUAUUUUAAGUUUCUUGGUGGAAACAAAUUGACUGUCUGUUUUGGAGGUGAUUUUAACAUAGAC